AUGGCCAAAUGUAAAGCAGAUGAUGCUGACCUCAGUGAUGAAGAUGAUGUCGCAGAGGUUUCGGCACCAGAAGCUACCAACAAGACCAAAGAUGAUGAGCAAAAGAAGGCUCACUUUGAGAAGAAGUACAAGGUGUCAGAGCACACCAAAGAAGAAGUUCUCGAUUCACAGCAUGCAGUCUGGCGUUUGAAAGUGUACAAACACUUUCAUCCACCAACAAUUGUGGUAGUUGACAGCAAAAUCAAGUACAAGUUUGUCUAUCAGACAAACCAAACCACUAAAUCGUGCUCAGUGGGGCAAUUCAACAAGUAA
This is a messenger RNA of Phanerochaete carnosa HHB-10118-sp, 312 nucleotides long. RefSeq lists its product as uncharacterized. The transcript is spliced from 3 exons. The coding region runs from base 1 to 312 and encodes 103 amino acids. NCBI's taxonomy places the organism in Eukaryota, Fungi, Basidiomycota, Agaricomycetes, Polyporales, Phanerochaetaceae. The record is from RefSeq and is a predicted model, not a curated record.